Molecule: messenger RNA, 933 nt
Organism: Brassica oleracea var. oleracea
Lineage: Eukaryota; Viridiplantae; Streptophyta; Magnoliopsida; Brassicales; Brassicaceae
Product: mediator of RNA polymerase II transcription subunit 33B-like
Exons: 5
Biological process (GO): regulation of phenylpropanoid metabolic process
Cellular component (GO): mediator complex
Source: RefSeq, a predicted model, not a curated record
GAAUUCCAUGCGCUUCUUUCCUCUGGUUCUAUCUUAGCAUUGACUAGUCAGCAUCAUGGGACUAGCGGUUCUGCACUCUGGCUGCCCAUUGAUCUUUUCUUCGAAGACAUAAUGGAUGGAACACAAGCUGCAGCGGCCAGCGCUGUCGAAAAUCUAACUGGUCUUGUAAAAGCACUGCAGGCAGUUAAUAGUACAACAUGGCAUGAUGCCUUUCUUGCUCUAUGGCUAGCAGCCUUACGCCUUGUGCAAAGGGAAAGAGAUCCAAUCGAGGGUCCUGUGCCCCGCACCGACACUUUUCUUUGUGUAUUGCUAUCCGUCACUCCACUUGCUGUUGCCAACAUCAUUGAAGAAGAAGAAAGUCAGUGGAUUGAUCAAAGUGCAUCUAGCCCAAGCAACCAGUGGAAAGAGAAAAAAGGAAAAUGCCGACAGGGAUUAGUCAAUAGCUUACAACAACUUGGUGAUUAUGAAAGCUUGCUGACACCACCCAUUUCGGUACAGUCGGUUGCUAAUCAAGCUGCUGCUAAAGCAGUUAUGUCCAUUUCCGGCAUUACAAAUGGUAGUGGAUCUUACGAAAAUACAAGCAUGAACGAAUCUGCAAGUGGCUGCUCUGGUAACAUGCGCCAUCUGGUAGUGGAAGCUUGUAUCUCCAGAAAUCUGUUGGACACAUCUGCAUAUCUCUGGCCGGGGUUCGUAAAUGGGGGAACCAAUCAAGUGCCUCAAGGUAUCGCCGGAAAUGUUUCUUGUUGGUCUCUAGUGAUGAAGGGUUCUUCUCUAACACCAUCAUUGACAAAUUCACUAAUCACAACUCCAGCUUCUAGCUUAGCAGAGAUCGAAAAGAUUUACGAGGUUGCAACUACUGGUUCAGAAGAUGAGAAGAUAGCUGCGGCUUCUAUUCUCUGUGGGGCAUCUCUAUUUCGGGGUUGGAGCAUACAG